AUGGCCAGAGGUGCAGAUUCGCGACGCCGACAGCGGGCAGGGAACACGCACAGCGCAAGGGCAAGGGCCGGCAGCGCUGUCUUGCCUGUGACUGUGACUGUGACUGUUCACAUCCAUCGCUGUGCUGUAGCUCCAGUUCCAGCGCCGCGGGCCAAUGACGGCACAUGGACGCAACGUGGUGGCCCAGCACGCACUGCACUCCAUCUGAGCCCGACCAAGAAGCUUCAAUGUUCUGCUGCAAAUCCAUGGAAAGCAUCAAUGGCCAGCCACUCCACCGAUUGGCCGCCUCAGCGUGCCUGGCUGCUGCACCGUCGCGCUGGUCUGGCUGCGUACCUGAGGUGCGGUGGGGAGAUCUUCGGCCUCCAGUCUUUCCAGCCAGUCUGGGAGCAGCUCCGGGCCUCCAAGCUCGCUAAGCUGCCUCAGGUACACGAGCGUUUGCCACCCACUAGAGCAGCUGCCUGA
Trichoderma gamsii is the source of this 462-nucleotide messenger RNA. RefSeq lists its product as hypothetical. The transcript has a single exon. The record is from RefSeq and is a predicted model, not a curated record. NCBI's taxonomy places the organism in Eukaryota, Fungi, Ascomycota, Sordariomycetes, Hypocreales, Hypocreaceae. The coding region runs from base 1 to 462 and encodes 153 amino acids.